UUUUCAAUAGAUGAUCUCUGAUGUGAGCCCGUUGUGAGAACCAAAGAACCGGAGAACCGGAGAACCGCCGCGGCAGCAGGAUGGGCAAGAAGCAGAAGAAAUCCGGAGAGGACAGCUCCAAAGAUGACGGCGUGGACAUCGACGCUCUGGCUGCAGAGAUCGAAGGAGCCGGAGCCCAAAAGGAGCCGAAAGGAAAGAAGAAGAAGAAAGGAGCCAAGAAGGAGGACUUCAAUGAGGACGACAUCCUGAAGGAGCUGGAGGAGUUGUCUCUUGAGACUCAGGGAGGUAAAGCAAAGGAAGCUGUGGAGAGCGUCGAGCCUCCCAAACCAGAGAAGAAGAAGACCAGGAAGGGGAGGAAAGGCGGGGCCGGCCCUGAGGAUGAGGAAGAUGAAGGACGAGAACCUCAGGCUGAUGAAGAGCAGAGGAACGGAGAGCAGAAAGACAACAAGAAGGCUCCUCCCUCCGACUCCGAGGAGGAAUGCUCACGGCCUCUCCAGACCAAGGGAGGCCCAAAGGAAGAGGAGGACCAAGACCUGAGAGGAGGAGGAGGAGGAGGAGGGGAGGAGGAGCACGGGUCAGAAGAUGACAAGGAGGGGGAGUUCACCUACAGGACCGAGAAGAAGAAGAACAAAGGUAAAGCGAAGCCGGACAGCGAGGAGGAGGAGGAGCCGGAGGAAGAGGAGGUCGGAGGCUUCAAGAUGAAGACAGCGGCGCAGAAGAAGGCAGAGAAGAAGGAGAGGGACAAGAAGAAGAAGGAGGAGGAGAGGAUGAAGCAGAAGAAGCUGAAGGAGAAGGAGGAGCCACAGAAGGAGGCGGAGAAGAAGGAGCCGGAGGCCCUGCCCCCUCAGGAAGCUCCACCUGCAGCAGCGGAGGAGGAACAGGAAGAGGCGGAGCCAGCAGGUGAAGAGGAGGUUGAAGGCGACAAGAAGAAGAAGAAGAAGAAGAAGGGGGAGAAGGAGGAGAAGAAGAAGGGACCCAGCAAGGCCACGGUGAAGGCCAUGCAGGAGGCGCUGGCCCAGAUGAAAGAGGAGGAGGAGACGGCCAAGAGGGAGGAGGAGGAGCGCCUGGUGAGGCUGGAGGAGAUGGAGAAGGAGAGGCUGGAGCAGGAGCGCCUGGAGCAGGAGCGCAAGGAAAAGAAGAAGCAGAAGGAGAAGGAGAGGAAGGAGCGCCUGAAGAAGGAGGGCAAGCUGCUCACGAAGACCCAGAGGGAGGCGCGGGCUCGGGCCGAGGCCAUGCUGAAGCUGCUGCAGGCGCAGGGUGUUGAGGUUCCAUGCAAAGACUCGAUGCCGAAGAAGAAGCCGGUGUACGGGGACAAGAGGAGGAAGAAGCCGAGCGUUCAAACCCCUGAAGAAACCUCAAAGGUGACUCCGCCCAUCUCGGAGACGCCCGAGCCUGUCGCCAUGGAGACGGAGGCUGAGACGCCGGCCGCGGAGCUAGAUGUGAAACCGGAGCCGGCAGCAGACGACUGGGAGGCCAUCGCCACUGACGAGGAGAAAGAGUUGAAGAAGGUUCACAUCGAGGUGAAGGAGGACAGCGCUGCUCCUCCUCCUCCGGGCAGCGACGAAGACGAGGAGGAAGAGGAGGAGGACGAGGAGGAAGACGAGGAGGAGAGCGAGCCGGAGAAGGAGGCGACGCCGGCGGUAGCGAGCCACGGCAAGAAGAAGACCAAGGACAGCGAGGAGGAGAGCAGCGAGAGCGAGGAGGAGGACGGGAGGACGAAGGAGGAGCGACUGUACGACCGAGCCAAGAGGAGGAUCGAGAAACGGAGAGCAGACAACAUCAGGAACAUCGACCUGGACACUCUGAGGUCUCCGGUGGUUUGUGUGCUGGGCCACGUGGACACGGGGAAGACCAAGAUCCUGGACAAGCUGCGACACACCAACGUUCAGGACGGAGAGGCCGGAGGAAUCACUCAACAGAUCGGAGCCACGAACGUCCCCAAGGAGACGAUCGAGGAGCAGACAAGGAUGGUGAAGAACUUUGAAAAAGAAAACCUCCGGAUCCCCGGCAUGCUGAUCAUCGACACACCGGGUCACGAGUCAUUCAGUAACCUGAGGAACCGGGGCAGCUCCCUGUGUGACAUCGCCAUCCUGGUGGUGGACAUCAUGCACGGCCUGGAGCCCCAAACGCUGGAGUCCAUCAACCUGCUGAAGGAGAAGAAGUGCCCCUUCAUCGUGGCCCUCAACAAGGUGGACCGUCUGUAUGACUGGAAGAGGAGUCCUGAGACGGACAUCGUGACGACCCUGAAGAAGCAAAAGAAGAACACGAAGGACGAGUUCGACGAGCGGACCAAGGCGGUCAUCGUGGAGUUCGCCCAGCAGGGUCUGAACGCCGCCUUGUUCUUCGAGAACAAAGACCCCCGGACCUUCGUGUCGCUGGUCCCCACCUCGGCCCACAGCGGCGACGGCAUGGGGAACCUCAUCGCGCUGCUGGUGGAGCUCACCCAGACCAUGCUGGCCCGCCGGCUGGCGCACUGCGACGAGCUGCGGGCGCAGGUCAUGGAGGUGAAAGCUCUGCCCGGGAUGGGGACCACGAUUGACGUCAUCCUGAUCAACGGGUGCCUUCGCGAGGGAGAGACCAUCAUCGUGCCGGGGGUGGAGGGGCCCAUCGUGACGCAGAUCAGAGGGCUGCUGCUGCCCCCCCCUCUGAAGGAGCUCAGAAUCAAGAGCCAGUACGAGAAGUACAAGGAGGUGUCCACGGCUCAGGGCGUGAAGAUCCUGGGGAAAGACCUGGAGAAGACGCUGGCGGGGCUCCCGCUGCUGGUGGCCUACAAGGACGACGAGAUCCCCGUCCUGAGGGAUGAACUGGUGCGGGAACUCAAACAGACUCUGAGCUGCAUCAAGCUGGAGGAGAAAGGAGUUUACGUCCAGGCGUCAACGCUCGGCUCCCUGGAGGCGCUGCUGGAGUUCCUCCGGACGUCCAAAGUACCUUACGCCGGCAUCAACAUCGGUCCGGUUCACAAGAAGGACGUGAUGAGGGCGUCGACGAUGCUGGAGCACGACCUGCAGUACGCGGUCAUCCUGGCGUUUGAUGUGAAGGUGGAGAGGGAGAGUCAAGAAAUGGCCGACGCUCUGGGGAUCCGGAUCUUCUGGGCUGAGAUCAUCUACCAUCUGUUUGACGCCUUCACCAAGUUCAGAGAGGACUACAAGAAGGCCAAGCAGGACGAGUUCAAAAACAUUGCGGUGUUCCCGGCGAAGCUGCGAGUUCUUCCUCAGUUCAUCUUCAACUCGAGGGAUCCCAUCGUGAUGGGCGUCGUCGUGGACGCCGGCGUCCUCCGACAGGGAACGCCGCUGUGCGUCCCCAGUAAAGGGUUCGUGGACAUCGGCAUCGUGACGAGCAUCGAGAUGAACCACAAGUCCGUUGAGAGCGCCAAGAAGGGCCAGGAGAUCUGCAUCAAGAUUGAGUCCAUCCCCGGGGACUCGCCCAAGAUGUACGGCCGCCAUUUUGAAGCCACCGACAUCCUCGUGAGCAAGAUCACACGAGCGUCCAUCGACGCCCUGAAGAACUGGUUCAGAGACGAGAUGACGAAGAACGACUGGCAGCUGAUCAUGGAGCUGAAGAAGACCUUCGAGAUCAUCUGAGGGACACACACAGACACACACAGACACACAGAGAGACACACAGACACACAGACACACACACAGACACACAGAGACACACACAGAGACACACACAGAGACACACAGACACACACAGACACACACAGAGAGACACACACAGACACACAGACACACACACAGACACACAGAGACACACACAGAGACACACACAGAGACACACAGACACACACAGACACACACAGAGAGACACACAGACACACACAGACACACACAGACACACACAGAGAGACACACAGACACACACAGAGACACACAGAGAGACACACACAGAGACACACAGAGACACACACAGACACACACAGACACACAGAGAGACACACAGACACACAGACACACACACAGACACACAGAGACACACACAGAGACACACACAGAGACACACAGACACACACAGACACACACAGAGAGACACACAGACACACACAGACACACACAGACACACACAGAGAGACACACAGACACACACACAGAGACACACAGAGACACACAGAGACACACAGAGACACACACAGAGACACACACAGAGACACACAGAGACACACACAGACACACACAGAGAGACACACAGACACACACAGAGACACACAGAGAGACACACACAGAGACACACAGACACACAGAGACACACACAGAGAGACACACAGAGACACACAGAGAGACACACACAGAGACACACAGAGAGACACACAGAGAGACACACAGAGAGACACACACAGAGACACACACAGAGACACACAGAGAGACACACAGACACACACAGAGAGACACACAGAGACACACAGAGAGACACACACAGAGACACACAGAGAGACACACAGAGACACACACAUACACACACAUACACACACAGAGAGACACACAGAGACACACAGACACACAGACACACACACAGACACAAAGACACAGAGACACAGACACACACAGACACACACACACACAGAGACACACACACAGACACAGACACACACACAGAGACACACAGACACACAGAGACACACAGACACACACAGACACAGACACACACACAGAGACACACAGACACACAGAGACACACAGACACACACAGACACAGACACACACACACACACUCCCGUCGAUGAUGCUGGAAAAAGGAAACGGGGAAAGUUGUUCUGUGAGAAACGAACAGUUUUUUCCACUGACGUGAACAGAACACACACACAGACACACACACACACAGAGACACACACACACACACACAGUAUUCCAACGUGCCUGUUCUUCAGCAUCAACGUUGUUAUUAUUUCUUCUUCUCUGGUUUGUGGCUGCUGCUUCGGGUCCCAGGAUCCGGCCCCGCCCCUCUUUCCCCCAGACUUAACGAGGAGCCAAACCCAGGUGCAUUGUGGGUAUGAAGCGGCAGCCGGGCCGUACAGACCAAAGUCAAUGAAGCGUUGACUUUAAAAGACUUUCAGGAGGUUUUAAACUGUUUGUGCUGAUUAAUAAACUCUCAUGAUUCUGAUGAAACUUGAA
Messenger RNA from Cyclopterus lumpus (lumpfish), 5108 nucleotides. RefSeq names its product eukaryotic translation initiation factor 5B (gene eif5b). The transcript has 26 exons. The coding region runs from base 81 to 3581 and encodes 1166 amino acids. NCBI's taxonomy places the organism in Eukaryota, Metazoa, Chordata, Actinopteri, Perciformes, Cyclopteridae. The record is from RefSeq and is a predicted model, not a curated record. Gene Ontology annotation, molecular function: GTP binding; GTPase activity; translation initiation factor activity.